Messenger RNA from Candidozyma auris, 1836 nucleotides. It is a transcript of the gene BFA1, whose product is annotated as Bfa1p. The record is from RefSeq and is a predicted model, not a curated record. Gene Ontology annotation, cellular component: SIN/MEN two-component GAP complex; mitotic spindle pole body. Gene Ontology annotation, biological process: mitotic spindle orientation checkpoint signaling; regulation of Ras protein signal transduction. NCBI's taxonomy places the organism in Eukaryota, Fungi, Ascomycota, Pichiomycetes, Serinales, Metschnikowiaceae. Bases 1 to 1836 code for a protein of 611 amino acids. Gene Ontology annotation, molecular function: GTPase activator activity. The transcript has a single exon.
AUGAACCGAGAUCGAAUAUCUCGACAAAAACUGGCCAAACUAGCUAGCCAUAAGGAGUUAAGUGAAGACGAACUUGAAAUUGAAACAGAUGGAUUCCCCACGCUUAGACCCACUCAAAACGACGACUUAUUUGGACUUGAAGAUGAAUUCGGCACUCUACGGCUUUCUCCACAUAAGAAAAUCGAUCCAAGACCUCCAAGCAAAUCAAUUAGUCAAAAGCCAUCACUUUCGCCUGGCUUUAUGAUGAAAUUUGUGGAACCUCAAGAAGAGCAUUUGUCCUUCGACAAGGAUUUUGAUGCAAAUGAUGUGUUCAAUCCUCGAAAUUUACUCAAGCAGAACCAAGCUUUCGUUACGCCUAAGGCAAAUCCUUCUCCAGGAACGGCAUCUAAUACAUCGCCAAUACGGAGAAGAUCCCUCAGCGACUAUAGCGAAGGAACGGACACAGGGUUGACGUCCGAGUUGGACGACGGUGAUUUCGAGGAAGAGAUUGACGAUAUUUUUGGAAAAGAGGAAAGCGGAAUAUACAGUAGUGGUGGUCGCUCGAACUCUGCUAACUUAAGUAAGGCAGGUCAAGUAUUGUCGACAAAAAGGGAGGAGUUGCAGCGACAAGCAGAGAAGGAGGAAGCUGAGAUGUAUGAGCGUUACAAGAAGCUCAAGCAAGCUGAUGUUAAUACCCUAAAAUUGAAAGAUCACAACGGAUUCCUGCCAACGAAUCCGAAUCAUCUUGAUGCAUUGGAGAAUGACGGUACCGUCAAUUAUGAGUACACGCGUGAUGAUGAUGAAGCCUUUGAGGACGGCUUUGAGCUCGACCAGCCUCUUGACUUGGAGAUUUCUAAGCUUCACCGAUCCGUAAGAUCAAGCUCAAAAAGUCGAACCCUAGAGAGGGAGAUGCUGAUGCCGAAUUUUCCGAAAUCGUUGGAGCCUUCGAGACCGACAAAAUUUAAAUCUACCAUGGAUCUCAAUGGAGCUUCAAGAAGCAAUCAUCCUCUUUUCAAUGACGAUAAUGAUAUCAUCAAGAGGCUAAACCGUAUGCCUUCUUUCCAUCAACAGUCCAAGCCUCAAAAAAAUGACGAUGAAAUCAAUCGUGAUAUGGAGCUUCGUAAAAAGGAACUACUCGAAAAGUAUAUGGAAAUUACCGAGAGGCAGAAAAAGCUUAAUACAAGUCCAAAAAAGAACAAGAACUUCACUCGUGAUUCCGCAAGCAAACGAAGGGGUGUCGGCCUAGUGAAGUUUUUGAAUCAAGGCAAUAAUGUGCCAGCUGUGAAUGCUAACGGAAAAAUGAAGUACAAUCAUGCAAACCAACGGUGGGAAGGCAAUGAACACGAUUUAGUACGUUUUGAGGAAUACGAAAACCAGCAGCAAGCUAAAAAGCCUGGAUUAAUUAGAAAGCAGGAUUUCCAAACGAGAAUGGAGGAGGUCCAGGGUAACAUGAGAUAUGAUGCUGAAAAUCUACGAUGGAUCAACACUGACGAAGAUGAUAUGGAAAAUGAGAGAAUAUUUGAAGACUUGCCCGAUUUAGAGCCGAAUGACAUUCCCCAGUACAGUCAGCCACAGUUUAACUUUGAUAUCCAAGGAAGGGGUGUGAGUACGUUUACACAGCGCACCAUUCUGACCACUUCGAGUGAUCGAAGUUCUGCAAUCGGUCGACAGAACGUUGAGGCGGAAUUCCAGCUUCUGGUAAGAAAUCUCAGCAGGUUUGAGAAAGAAGAAGCCAAAAUCAGGAGAAAGACACAUACAUGGUUUGCCCCAAAGGAGCAGUAUCGGUUGAACAGGCACAAUAAAUUUACGGGGGACUAUUUUUGGGAAAUCAGAAAGAUGGUCUGCGAAGACAGCUAA